CGUUUGUCCUGACCUCAACGAAAAUAACGGUUUUUUUUUAUUAAAUAUAUAUCAUGUUUACAAAAAGUGCUUUCGGUGGUGGUGGUGGUGGAUUUGGUCAGCAACAACAACCUACUAAUUCUCUUUUUGGUCAACAAACUCAACAACCUCAACAACAACCAUCCGCUUUCGGUGGUUUUGGUACUACUAAUACUACUGGUGGUUUUGGUACUACUCAAACGACAAGUGCUUUCGGUCAACCUGCUCAACAAACAACAAGUGCUUUUGGCCAACCUGCUCAACAAACAUCUGCUUUUGGUCAACCUACUGCGGGCGCAUUUGGUUCUACUGCUAACACUGGCUCUGCUUUUGGUCAAAGAACUUCUGCUUUUGGUUCUCCCGCUCCUUCUGCAUUCGGUACAACUCAACCUGCAUCAACUGGAUUUGGUAGUGGUGGUAGUGCUUUCGGUGCAGGAUCGAAUACUACAACUUCAGCAUUUGGUGCACCUGCUACACAAACUACUGGUGGAUUGUUUGGUCAACGACCUGCAACUACUAGUGCUUUUGGUUCAACUCCUACAACAAGUGCUUUUGGUCAACCUCAACAAACUUCAGCAUUCGGUGGAGGAACAACAACAUCAGCUUUUGGUCAACCUGCUGGAGGUGUUGGAAAUCAAGGCACAGCAGUAGCUGACUUUGCUCCCACUCAAGAUCGUGAUGUAACAACAGGUGUGAAUAACUUUUUCCAGACGGUGACUGCUAUGCCUCAAUACAAAAACUAUUCUAUUGAAGAACUAAGAUUACAAGAUUACAGUCAAAACCGAAAAUCAGGAACUGCUCAACCUACAACUGGUACUGGAUUUGGUGCAGCUACUGGUGGUUUUGGUACACCUGCUACAUCUACUCCUUUUGGACAAACUACUUCAGCAUUUGGUACACAACAACAACAACAACCAAGUGCCUUUGGUCAACAACCUGCAACAAAUGCUUUUGGUACCCAAACUGGAGGUGGACUCUUUGGUCAACAACAAUCUACCACUGGUACCACUGGAUUUGGUCAACAACCUACAACGAAUGCGUUUGGAUCUUCUGGAUUUGGAACAGGUCAACAAACAGGUGGUUUUGGUGCUACUGCAAGUAAUGCUGCAAAACCAUUUUCAUUUGGUACUCAAAAUACUACUACUGGUGGAUUUGGUACCACUACUGGUGGAUUUGGGCAAACACAACCUUCUACUGGUUUUGGACAAACAAAUCAACAACAAACACAAGCUACUGGUGGAUUUGGAUUUGGACAAAAACCUGCUACUACAAUGGGAGGUGGAUUUGGAACUGGAUUUGGUACUGGGGGUACUACUGGUGGAUUCGGAGCUACUGCUGCUAAACCUGCUACAUCAUUCUCAUUUGGAACAUCUGCUGCACCUGCAACUUCUACACCUGCUACUGGAUUUGGUGGCUUCAAUACUACUGGUACUACUACUGGUGGCUUUGGUCAAACACAACCUUCUACUGGAUUUGGAACUGGUGCUACUGGUGGAGGACUUUUUGGAGCCAAACCUGCUACUACUACAGGUCAAACAACAAAUCUUUUUGGCGGUACUUCCCAAGCAACAACGACACCUUCAUUUGGUGGAUUUGGUACUACUACUCAGCAACCUUCCACUGGAUUUGGAACUGGAGCUACUGGUGGUGGACUUUUCGGUAAUAAGCCAGCUACUACACAGCCUACUAGUGGCUUCUCGUUUGGUAAUACUCAAUCUACGACUGGAGGUGGAUUUGGUGGAUUUGGUGGAUUUGGAACACAACAACAACAACAACAACCUGGCACUGGUUCAUUCACUUUACCAGCUACUGGUGGCCUAACUUCAUUUGGUACCAGUGGUUUACAACCUGGACAACAACCCAUGGUGGCUACAGUGGAUAAAAAUCCUUAUGGCAACAAUCCAUUAUUUAAUACCACUACACUUCCACAACAACAACAGCAACAACAGCAACAGCAACAACAACAACAACAAAAUGGCACUGGUCAAGUAAAUAAAGCAGGACCUACAGCAACUCCUGUUGAUGGUAGUGUAUCAAAAUUGACCACUACUCCUCAUUAUCCUAUUUCCCCUCGUGUUGUGUCCAAAAUCAAGUUACGUGGUUUCUCCUUCAACCCAGCCAGCAAACCUACAACCAAGAAGGCAAGUGAUUUAGGUGGUGUUAGUGAUUUGGAAGUUCUCAAGUCUGGUGCUUUCACUCCUCGUUCUGCCAAUCGAAAGGUGGUAUUUGAUAAAGUGGAUUCCAACAAAGUGACCUCUCUCGUCAGUUCUGGUGAUGAAGAAAAUAAGAGUAAAUCAAGUGCUCUCUUUGCUCCCGGUCUUGGACUCAAAUCUGCUCCAGAAACUUCUUUAUCUGACCAACGCGCUCGUACAGUCAAUACCACUUCAGCAAGUCCUCAAUCUCCCGCCAAAAGGAAUGAUGAUGGUGAUGUUAGUGUAGCAAUCAAGGAAGGAUACUAUUGUUCACCUACGUUGGAUGUAUUGAAAGCUAUGACUCAAGAUGAACUGAAAAAAGUGGAAGGAUUCAUAGUAGGACGACGUGGAUAUGGUGAAGUCCAAUUUAAUCAACCUGUUGAUCUUUCCUCAGUGGAUUUGAAUGACAUUAUGGGUGGCAUUGUGGUUUUGACUUUGAAGAGUGUUGCCCUUUAUCCCGAUAUCAGCAAGAAACCUGCCUUUGGUAAGGGAUUGAAUGUCUCUGCUACUGUGAAAUUGGAAAACUGUUUCUCUGUUGACAAGGUUACCAAAGAAGCUAUCACUGAUCCUGAACAUCCUCGAUUCCUUUUGUUUUUGGAAAAGCUUCGUCAUCGUGCUGGAACAACUUUUGUGGAUUAUGAUGUUGCUACUGGUACUUGGACAUUCAAGGUAGAUUCGUUUUAAUCAAGGGAAAUCAUUAUAAUAUCUAGUUAGGAAUUAGUUUAGUUCUUUUUUUUUUUACAUAUAUUAUAUAUAUAUCACCCCGUUCUUCUUCCUCUCCCCUCUUCCCACUUUAGUAUUUUUUUUUUUAUAUCCUUUUUAGCUUUAUUUUUUUUUUCUUCUUUACAUUUUGGAUCACCUACUUCACUCUCUCCCUUUCUUUCCCUCCCCACACACACACUUUUCUUUCACAUUCACACAUAUAUUUACACCAUACACACUCAUACAGAAGUUCAUUAUUUUAUCCAAUAAAAUUUGGAAGAUGCAUCGUUA
This is a messenger RNA of Halteromyces radiatus, 3203 nucleotides long. RefSeq names its product nucleoporin autopeptidase-domain-containing protein. Gene Ontology annotation, cellular component: nuclear pore cytoplasmic filaments; nuclear pore. The transcript is spliced from 5 exons. Gene Ontology annotation, biological process: RNA export from nucleus; protein import into nucleus; post-transcriptional tethering of RNA polymerase II gene DNA at nuclear periphery. The record is from RefSeq and is a predicted model, not a curated record. Bases 54 to 2894 code for a protein of 946 amino acids. Lineage: Eukaryota; Fungi; Mucoromycota; Mucoromycetes; Mucorales; Cunninghamellaceae. Gene Ontology annotation, molecular function: structural constituent of nuclear pore.